UAUAAAUAAAGUACUUAAUUAAUCAACCCAAUUUAGAGGCACACGCAUCAAAAACUAAUCCGAUAAAAAAAAACCCAUCUGCAAUAAUCUUAACGAAGAAGAUGAUACAAGCGGCGCCGCCGUUAAAUUCUUCGGCUUUCAGCUUUACACAGUGUUCGAAGUCGUCCUCAUCAAGAACCGCUUCGUGGGCUUCAACCGUUUGCUGUACUUUUUCGAGAAAAAAUGCGUACAUACCAAAGCUGGAGCCUUUCGACAGAAGCAAGAUCGAUAUCGCUCUAAAGGAGCGGCCUUUGAUUGAAAAAACUGAGAAUGAAAUCACGGAUUAUUGUUUGAAGCUUGAAGGAGACGAAUGCUAUAGCUGCUGGAUGGCUUAUUUCGAACUCCAAGAUCUUGAAAAAGAGAUGCCCAAGAAUGAUGUGGAGAGUCUGAUAGUCGAAGCAAUCGAAACAGGCGGAAUGAAAAUGCUGAUUAGCUACAUUCAUGGAGUCUCGGCCAUUUACAGGAGGGCGAAGAAGGAAGGAAACAAUUCAGGGAGUCCGGUGAAGAAGAUCGAUUCAGUGAGUCGGGCGAAAAUCGAGAGCACGGAAGAAAGGCGGUGCCCAAUUCCCGAUGGGUUGCCGAAAACGGAAGAGGAGAUGAAGGAGGAAGAGGAGGCUAAAAUGCCGGAUUCGCCCUUCACGAGACUGCUUAGGGCCAAGGGACGAUAUCCCGCUUGGUACACCCCUAGACCGGACCACGAGACCGAUUGAGAUCGAUCCACGAGUUCAUAAUGUAUGUAUGUAUGUGAAUUGAGUGUGGUUAAAUGCUAUGGGUUGGUUUCAUUAUGGUCCUUUAGCUUGUUGAGGGCAGAUUAGAAUGUAGGGUUAGUUUUGUGUAUGAGCUUUUCUAUUGUGUCUGAUAUUGUAAAUAAAGUUGCUACUUUUGUAUUGUGUAUUGGGGGCUAUAAAAAGAUAUACAAUAGUCUAACCUAAUCAAUGUAUAUAUUGCAAAUGAAAAAAAAAAAGAAAAAAAAA
Striga asiatica is the source of this 1013-nucleotide messenger RNA. NCBI's taxonomy places the organism in Eukaryota, Viridiplantae, Streptophyta, Magnoliopsida, Lamiales, Orobanchaceae. The record is from the annotation of a GenBank genome assembly.